AUGGCAACGUUAAACAGUGCGUUAUUGAAGGAGAUAGAGGGCAUAGACUUUUACAAACAGUUCUUUUUGGCCGGAAUUUACGAAGAUGGUCGAGAAACGGACUCAGAACGCCCAUACCUGGUUCGAGUUGGACUUGACGAGAAUGCAGCAGGUUCAUCAUAUGUUCAGUAUCAAGGAUGCACAUUAUCUUGCACGGUGAUUCCAAAAGCCGGCUACUACGACCCGCUACAGUGCGUGAGGUUCAAGUUUGAGAAGAGUAACGUCGUGGAUAAGGUAAUUUAUUUGCUUUUUUGUUGGAAUUUUAGGCUACUAGUGAUGGGGAAGUUAGAAGAGAUGUUUAUCUUGUUUUUGAAAUGGUUUUUGGUUGUUUUAAGACUUAAAACUUAAAGUUAUAGCUUGAUAUUGUUUAUGACACCUCAAAAUUGAAAGAUUAAAAUGUUCUUACAAAUUGUUUAUUUCAGCGAGAAUUUGAGUUUUGUUGUGCAGUACUACAAGAUUUUUCACGAAAGCACGUGCUUGUGGAUCCCAGAUCGCUAACUUUUGACGGUGAAUAUCAGUAUCAGCUGGUAGUGAACAUCAAUAUCAAUACUUGUGACGGAUUCCUGCUUGGAGCGGUGUUACUGGGAGUUCAGACUGCUUUAGCUAAUAUUAAAUUACCUACAGCAUCUGUGGAUUCGACGAAUGUUGAGGAUUUGGAGGAGAAAUUCAAACAAGGAGCUGUUGUUAAGGAGAAGUCGAGAUUUAUUUUUGAUUCUGAUAAGUUAUUCCAAGUUAGGCUUAGGAAUAGGCUUUCUUACACUGGGCUGUUGUUGUUCAAGGACGAGGAAGAUGAUGAGGUAGGUCUUUUGGUUUUUAUCUUGGUUUUUAGGUUAACCUUGGAUUAGACGGGAUUGGGAAUAUACUUUUAUAUAAUUUGGAUGUUUUCUAUCACUCCAUCUUACCGGGUUCAGUUUAAAAAGCUAAACAACGUUUCAUUUUAGCCUAUUUUCUUAACCGACCCAACAACAGACUGUGUAGCACGCGUCAACACACGAUUUGAUAUUAUAGUAGCUGAAAAUGGUAAAAUUUUCCUGUGGCAAAGUGGAGUAUCGCCUGAUAUUACUAAAGAGCUGCGAAAAGCAGCUUAUGACAAAGCCUUGGAGAAUGCGAAGAAGGUUUUUGAGGUCAUGAACACGGUUCAGGAGCAUGGCCGGACACAGAGUGAAGAUAUGGAGUAG
This is a messenger RNA of Bursaphelenchus okinawaensis, 1217 nucleotides long. The record is from the annotation of a GenBank genome assembly. NCBI's taxonomy places the organism in Eukaryota, Metazoa, Nematoda, Chromadorea, Rhabditida, Aphelenchoididae.